This is a messenger RNA of Thermothelomyces thermophilus ATCC 42464, 1282 nucleotides long. RefSeq lists its product as uncharacterized. Gene Ontology annotation, biological process: Mo-molybdopterin cofactor biosynthetic process. The record is from RefSeq and is a predicted model, not a curated record. NCBI's taxonomy places the organism in Eukaryota, Fungi, Ascomycota, Sordariomycetes, Sordariales, Chaetomiaceae. The coding region runs from base 192 to 488 and encodes 98 amino acids. The transcript is spliced from 2 exons. Gene Ontology annotation, cellular component: cytosol.
CCGCAACUCCCUUUGCACCGUUUACUUCCUCUUCCGGUUGGAUGAUGUAUGAAAUAGCAUGUAUUACCUGAAACACUUUGAUGUUACAACAAUCACCAAGAUCUCUGACAACCAAACUCAACACACUGUUUUUUUUAUCCCGCAAGAAGGCCUCACUGCGCGAAAGCUAACAAUGUUGCCAAGUUAGGAAAAUGACUUCGAAGCCGCCUCCAGGCCACUUCAAUAUUCUGUACUUUGCGAGCGCCGGCUCGUACACGUCCAAGAAUGUCGAGGCACUGCCGGCACCGCUGCCGUUGAGGAAACUCUUUGGCACGCUCGAGGAGCGGUACCAGGGCAUCCGAGCGAGCGUGCUGGACCACAGCCUGGUUACCAUCAACCUAACGUACGUCGACGUGCCGGAUGACGAGACUGCAAGAGAGGGGGAAGAGGAGGUUGUGAUACAAGAAGGCGACGAAGUCGCCAUUAUUCCCCCUGUUAGCUCUGGAUAACGGCACGCUGUGCCCCGGCAGCAAUGCAAUACCUAGCACUACUCCGUAGCACCAAACUCCAACAAUACAAUCAAGCAAGCAAGCCAGGACCCCCAGAAUAUCGUGAUUCAGGAUGUUGACGUCAGCAACGGAUCCUCUUCCCCUGUUCCGCUGCUCCCAACAGCACCAUCACCACCAGCACCGCGGACCCAACCUCUCCUCCUACCCCUCCAAAAAGCCCAUCUCGCAUCCCCCCCUUCGCCGCCGUCCUCCCUCCCAGCCUUCCAGGCCCUCCACCGAUCCGCCCAGUCCCGCGAGCGCACUAACCUCCUCGCGUGCCGCCAGAUGACAACGCCCGCCCAGAUGAAGCCCACGAGAGCCAGCGUCGACACGACGGCCACGAGCACGCUCAGCGCGGUGAUGGUCGACACCUGGCACCCGAGCGGCCGCGUCCUGAGCUCCCACCGCUCCGACCAGUGCGGGCAGAUCUGCUCGUCGUAGGCGGGAGCGAGGAGGGGGAUGGAAACGGUGUUGGGGACGCAAGCCUGUGUAAAGGGACACCACGAGCAGCCCGGUUGGCCAAGGCAGGCGGGACACAGCUGCUGGCGCCAGCAGCGGCGGAAGUGAUCAGAGUGCGUAUCGGAGGAUGGCAUCUUGUGAAUAUGCCCUUGAUAGCCGAAGACGAGAGAGAGAGAGAGAAAGAGAGAAACGAACAAUCGCGAUUGAGGAUGGGGAGCUAAUCAACAGUGCCAAGGGCGAAUUGUAUUCGUAAGGCGUUAGAGCGUGAGAGUGAAUGAGAAGAGAAAGCGGAAAGG